AUGCUGAGCUGUGCCCUAAUCCAUUCCUCUUCCUUUAAUCAAGUGGUCAAAUUAGGGGGGCUUGGGAGGGGAGGGGUUUCCCUGAAGAAGGAAGCCUUUUGGAUUUUUCCUCAAGCUGCACUUCUGGGUAAAUCUCCUUUUUCUGAAAUCAAUCUCACAUAUCCAGCUGAGAGUGAGCCAACUGGUUGUGGAAGCACAAUUCUCACUUUAGGCCAUCAUGUCCUGGGCAGUUUCCACUUGGGUUUAAAUGCUGCAUCCUGGGAACUGCAUGCUCUGGAAGCAACACUUCUGUAUUGUAAGUCACCCUCUGCAUCUUUCUGA
Podarcis lilfordi (Lilford's wall lizard) is the source of this 321-nucleotide messenger RNA. NCBI's taxonomy places the organism in Eukaryota, Metazoa, Chordata, Lepidosauria, Squamata, Lacertidae. The record is from the annotation of a GenBank genome assembly.